AUGGCCCCUAAAAGAGUAAUGGUCGAGCGCGGUGGUUCCCGCAACCAGCCCAAGGGCUACUUUGGCGCUACCUAUGAUAUGUUGACUUCCUCGGAGAACGCCGCCGUUGUCCGCAGCAUCGGCUUGUUCGGCGUGGCCGUAACCUUCCUUGCCAGCUCCUGGGGAGAGCUCCUGUUGCCACCGUAA
Molecule: messenger RNA, 186 nt
Organism: Emericellopsis atlantica
Lineage: Eukaryota; Fungi; Ascomycota; Sordariomycetes; Hypocreales; Bionectriaceae
Exons: 2
Coding region: 1-186 (61 amino acids)
Source: RefSeq, a predicted model, not a curated record